UUGGGAUGCAUCUACCCUUGCCAUUGGUUUUAACUCUUUCUUUCUCCUUGUUCCAUUGACCGCGCGCUCACCGAUUACUUCACUCAGCUAAUCAAACAAAGCUCAACUCAAAAAUUCCAUUCCCAUGAAAAGUUCAAAGAUUUGCUCUGUGAGAGGCUCGGGUGCGUUAUCAGUCGCAGGUAAAUCGUAAACACAAUAAAUUUUGGUCUCGGUGGUUUCUUCUUGCUCUUGUUGCGGUAGUGGGAUUAGCACGACCUAUAAGGUAUUUGUGUUAUUGACUGUGUAAGAAGUGAUGGAUUCAGAUUCAGUCUCACUCUUAUCAUCAAUCAAUAAACCUAUUACCCUAAUUCGUUCCACAGAACAAGCAAAAGGGAAACCCAUUAUGAUUUUUACCACUCUGAUAGUUACUACUUGCAUCACUCUUUCUGCAGCUACAGCUAUUACUUUUUUCAUUCUUUUCUUCUCAUCCGCCAUUUCCGUCUCCCCACCAUCUUCUACUACUGCUGAUGAGGUCUCUAGGCCGCUGACCAAGCUCAAACACCCAGUUGUUCUCUUGAUUUCAUGCGAUGGGUUCAGAUAUGGGUAUCAGUACAAAACCCACACUCCAAAUAUUGAUAGGUUAGUCAAGAACGGGACAGAAGCGGAGUUGGGCUUAAUUCCGGUGUUCCCAACUUUGACUUUCCCUAACCAUUAUUCAAUUGUAACUGGUUUAUACCCUGCUUAUCACGGCAUUAUAAACAAUCACUUUCUUGAUCCCAAAACUGGCGAGCCUUUCAGCAUGCAAAGCCAUGAACCGAAGUGGUGGCUUGGUGAGCCACUCUGGGAGACUGUGGUGAAUCACGGUUUGGAGGCUUCAACUUAUUUCUGGCCCGGUUCUGAGGUAAAGAAAGGUUCCUGGAAAUGUCCUGAGUUCUACUGUAAGGCGUAUAACGGUUCUGUGGACUUCCACGAGAGAGUUGAUACUGUGUUGAGUUACUUUGAUCUGCCCGAUCAUGAAAUCCCUUCAUUCAUGACGUUGUACUUCGAAGACCCGGAUCAUCAGGGACACAUAGUGGGACCCGAUGACCCUCAGAUCACAGAGGCAGUCGGUAGAAUCGACGGUUUAAUCGGGAGGUUGAUUCACGGGCUGGAACAACGGGGAGUUUUUGAUGAUGUCAGCAUUAUAAUGGUGGGUGAUCACGGCAUGGUUGGCACCUGCGACAAAAAGAUAGUCUUUUUAGAUGAUUUGGCUCCUUGGGUUGAAAUCCCAGAGGGCUGGGUCCAAGACUAUACACCGUUACUUGCAAUUAGUCCACCUGCUAAUUAUUCAGCAAAGGACAUUGUUUCCAAGAUGAAUGAAGGCUUAAGUUCAGGGAGCGUUGAGAAUGGGCAGUAUUUGAAAGUCUAUCUAAAGGAGGAGCUGCCUAGCAGGCUGCAUUAUUCUGUCAGUGAUAGGAUUCCUGCAGUUAUAGGUUUACUUGAUGAAGCAUAUAAGCUCGAGAAGACAAAGAAAAAUACGGAAGAAAAAGAAUGUGGCGGGGCGCAUGGGUAUGACAAUGCGUUCUUCUCAAUGAGAACCAUCUUUAUUGCACACGGACCUCAGUUUGCCCGGGGACGGAAAGUUCCAUCUUUUGAGAAUGUUCAGAUAUACAAUUUGGUGACCAAAAUCCUCAACAUAAGUGAUGGUGCAAGAAAUAACGGGACACUCUCCUUUCCCGAUGAAGUUCUUCUUCCAAGCCUGUCAUUCAGAGAUUAGUUGAUAUGUGGAACAAUUUGAAGAGAGCAAUGAUAUGUGUUUACCGUUUUGAACAUGCGUACAAGUUAAAAAUGUCAAAGAUGAAGAAACUCAUUUGAGGGAGGGAGCUGAGGGGUUCACUUUUGUAAGUGGAUAGUUUCUCUCUACUUUCAAUUCUCUGAGUACUUUAUUAGCUCUGUCCAGGGGGGCAUACCUUUGAAUUGCUAGCCAAAUGAUGCCAUCAUGUUGUUGCUAUUGUAUUAUUAUCAUUGAUACUGUAAUAAAAUUAGCAACUCUUUGUUAGUGAUGCUGUCUUAAGUUUUGCACCUAUGUUACCUAUCAUUGGUUUUUUGUUCAAAAAUAAUACUAUCGUAAUUGUGUUCUUCAAAAAUCACUUUUC
Molecule: messenger RNA, 2114 nt
Organism: Cuscuta epithymum
Lineage: Eukaryota; Viridiplantae; Streptophyta; Magnoliopsida; Solanales; Convolvulaceae
Source: the annotation of a GenBank genome assembly